UAUUUAUAUGUCUAUGGGCCAGCCGCCCUUUCUUUUUUUGAAAGAGAGGUUCCAUUCGUUUACAUGCAGGGGGCGGGGUUUAUGAGCGGAACUUCUCAGGACUCGGUUUUAUGCCCCGGCACACAAGUCUGAUUUUUGGCGCUUGGAACUCCUUAACCCGAGAGCUUUUUGGAAAGAGAGAAGGUUUAACAUCAAAGUCUGUCCGUAAUGCCAGAGUUGAUUGAAGACAAUGAGGAGAAUGAAGAGGAGCAGAAGCAACAUGUCAAAACUGGAGAAAACUCUUUGAGUUGCCCUCCAACCAAACAGAAAGAUUUAAAGAAGAGAAGAGACGAGAAAUCUUUCACCUGCAGUCAGUGUGGAAAGAGUUUGAGAAGCAAACUUGGUCUUGAGAUUCACAUGAGGAUCCACACUGGAGAGAAACCAUACAGAUGUGAUCAAUGUGAGAAUAGUUUCACACAAUCAUCAAGCCUUAAGAUACACAUGAACAUCCACACUGGACAGAAACUUUAUGAAUGUGAUCAAUGUGGAAAAACAUUUUUGACGGCUACAAACCUGAAGAGUCACCUGAAAGUUCAUUCAAAGGAGAAACCACAUUCAUGUUCAUGUGGAAAGAGGUUUUCACGUUUGCAAAAUUUAAAAGUUCAUCAGAAGAUACACACUGGUGUGAAAGAAUAUAUGUGCUUUGAGUGUGAGAAGACUUUUAUUACAGCUGGAAGUUUGAAACAGCACCAGUGGAUCCACACUGGAGAGAAACCUUACAAGUGUUCACACUGUGACAAGAGAUUCAUUCGGUUAGGAGACCUGAAAUCACAUGAGAGGAUCCACAAUGGAGAGAAACCUUACAAGUGUUCACACUGCGACAAGAGAUUCAGUCGGUUAGGAUCUCUGCUUACACAUGAGAGGAUCCACACUGGAGAGAAACCUUACAAGUGUUCACACUGUGACAAGAGAUUCAGUCGGUUAGGAUAUCUGGAAACACAUGAGAGGAUCCACACUGGAGAGAAACCUUACAAGUGUUCACACUGUGACAAGAGAUUCAGUCAGGUAGCAACUCUGAAAACACAUGAGAGGAUCCACACUGGAGAGAAACCGUAUCACUGCACUGUAUGUGGGAAGAGUUUCCGUUAUUCAUCUUCUCUACUUAAGCAUAACAAAGAACAUUCACCGUCAGUAGUAGGGGAUACACAGACUAAUCGACUACUCGACAUCAGUGCUCUGCCAUGACGCUUUAAGCUUGAUGUUGAUUAGUCGCUGGUCCUAUAGAUGGCACAACAGGAUAAUAAACCUUUGAAGGACUUCCACAUUUAUGCUCCUUUUCCAAACAGUUAAAAUGUCAAAUAAAUGUAUGCUCUGAAAGCUCCACAAGACAUGUAUGAUUAUAAUACUGGAUGCUUGAAAUUGAACGGGAGAAUGCACAUUUUAAACAGCUUAUUGUACAGGUAAAUUAAUCACUGUUCUAAUCUAAUGCGCUGCUGCACUGUAACACACACACACACACACACACACACAUACACACAUAGACUACAGACAGUAGCUCGUACAUCACACAUGCACAGAAUCAUUCAGUGAGGAAAUGUACUGUCAUCUCUGUUCUGUUGUUUCUCAAUAAAAUAGCUUAGAAACUGAAAAUUGAAAUCAUAUAUUUCUUAAUAACUAAAGCCCACAGCGUCACUACUACUAGAGAGACACUGCCAUGUAUACAGUGACAAUAUAAGCCAUUUUCCCAGGACGUGUCCUUGCCAGGAUUGUUAUAUUGUCUAAAAUAUCCAGAUUUUGGCUGUUUGUGCUGUGCAGAUCGA
Messenger RNA from Carassius auratus (goldfish), 1799 nucleotides. RefSeq names its product zinc finger protein 664-like. The record is from RefSeq and is a predicted model, not a curated record. The coding region runs from base 208 to 1224 and encodes 338 amino acids. Lineage: Eukaryota; Metazoa; Chordata; Actinopteri; Cypriniformes; Cyprinidae. The transcript has 2 exons.